Molecule: messenger RNA, 1233 nt
Organism: Miscanthus lutarioriparius
Lineage: Eukaryota; Viridiplantae; Streptophyta; Magnoliopsida; Poales; Poaceae
Source: the annotation of a GenBank genome assembly
AUGCCGGGGAGCGUGCCGCUGGCUCUGGGCCUGGACACGGCGGGGCUGCAGGUGCCGUGGUACUUCCGGUGCCCCAUCUCCCUGGAGCUGAUGCGCGACCCCGUGACGGUGUCGACGGGGCAGACCUACGACCGCGCCAGCAUCGAGUCGUGGGUGGCCACCGGCAACACCACCUGCCCGGUCACUCGCGCGCCGCUGGCGGACUUCACACUCAUCCCCAACCACACCCUCCGCCGGCUCAUCCAGGAGUGGUGCGUGGCGCACCGGUCCAUGGGCGUGGAGCGCAUCCCGACGCCGAAGCAGCCCGCGGACCCGGACCUGGUGCGCUCCCUCGUCGCGCAGGGCCCGGGCCUCCCCGCGCUGCGGAGGCUCAGGGCGCUCGCCAGGGAGUCCGACAAGAACAGGCUCGUCAUGGCCACGCACGAGACCAGGGCCGCGCUGGUGGAGGCCGCCUUCGGCUCCGGGGCGGCUAGCAGCGAGGAGCUGGAGGCGGAGGCCAUGGCGGUGCUCGCGCUGGUGGGCCUCGGGGAGGCGGAGGCCGCGGAGGUGGUCGGGAGGGAGGAGAGGGUGGCCAGGCUCGGCAAGGUCCUCGGCGGCGGCGCCGGCGUCCCACUGGAGGCGACGGUGAACGCGGGCGCCGUGGCGGAGGCCGCGGCGUCGGCGUCGGGCGCGGAGGCCCGCGCCGUGCUGGGCGCCGCCGAGGGCGUCAUGGACGGCCUGGUGGCGCUGGUGGAGGAGAAGGCCAACGCCCGCGCCGUGCGCGUCGGGAUCCGGGCCCUGUUCGCGCUGUGCCUGGCCAAGGAGAACCGCCCGCGCGCCGUGGCGGCGGGCGCCGCGUCGGCGCUGGCGCGGCGCGUGGCGGAGGGCGGCGCCGGGGAGCCCGAGCGCGCGCUGGCGGCCGUGGAGCGCCUGUGCCGCGCCGAGGGCGGGCGCGACGCCGUGGUCGCGGGGGCCGGGGGCGGGGCCGCGGCCGUGGCGGCGCUGGUGCGCGCCAUGUCCGGGCGCGCGGCGGAGCACGCGGCGGGCGCGCUGGUGGCCGUGGUGGGCGGGUGCGAGGCGCUGCAGGUGGAGGCGGUCCGGGCGGGCGCCAUGAGCCAGCUGCUGAUGUUGGUGCAGGGCGGGUGCUCGGAGCGCGCCAAGCGCAAGGCGCAGCACCUGCUGAAGCUGCUCCGCUCCGCCUGGCCGAACACCGACUGCAUCGCCAACUCCGACGACUUCCUCCAACACUACUGA